AUGGUAAAGGUGGCGGCGGCGUCGCUGGCAUCACUGGGCGUCACUGGUGGCAGCCGUAGUGCUGGGGGCAGCCGCGGUGCUAGAGACGCUGCGCGGCGCUGGGCGGCGCGGGGCGGUACCGGGCGGUACGGGUGGUACCGCGCGUCGCUGGGCGGUACCGGGCGGUACGGGCAGUACCGCGCGUCGCUGGGCGGUACCGCGCGUCGCUGGGUGAUGCCGGGCGGUGUAGCGCGUCGCUGGGCGGUGCCGGGCGGCCGAGCCGAGCAGCCACUCGUUGGGCAGCGAAUGCUUGCCCAGGCGGUGGUUGUGGCGGCGAGUGCUUAUCCAGCGCGCGUGGGGGCGCGUGGGGCGGCCCUGGGCGGCGAUUGGCGGCGUGCAGCAGUGCGUAGCAGCCCGUGGUGCUGCUUGGCGCUGCUGGGCCGGCCAAGCCGCGGCGCGUUGGGCGGCGGGUGCUCGCCCGAGCGCUGGGUGUGGCAGCCGCGGGCAGCUGGUCGUGCUGUGGCGGCCGCGGCAGCUGCUGGCGUUGGCUGGGUCGGCGGCUGCUGCUGCUGGCAGGGCCGAGCUGCUGUGGCGGCUGCUGUGGCGAUUUUGGUGCUUGACCGUUGUGGGCCGUUGGAUCAAGGGGAUCUGACGGUGGAGGAUGGGCGAGAAGGGAGAGAGAGCAGCAACUUCUGUGGCAAAUGUCUAGGCAGCUUGGGCGCUCUGAGUGGCAGGCAGCAUUCUCAUGGCGUUUUUAGUGGUCCUUUGGUGGUGCCGAAGCAGCAAGCCAAAGGAGGUAAAAAGCCCUUGUGA
Molecule: messenger RNA, 792 nt
Organism: Selaginella moellendorffii
Lineage: Eukaryota; Viridiplantae; Streptophyta; Lycopodiopsida; Selaginellales; Selaginellaceae
Product: spidroin-1-like
Exons: 4
Coding region: 1-792 (263 amino acids)
Source: RefSeq, a predicted model, not a curated record